This is a messenger RNA of Peromyscus maniculatus bairdii (prairie deer mouse), 6356 nucleotides long. The record is from RefSeq and is a predicted model, not a curated record. NCBI's taxonomy places the organism in Eukaryota, Metazoa, Chordata, Mammalia, Rodentia, Cricetidae.
GCAGGAGUGCCGGCGUUCGCCAGCCGAGGCAGCACCGCUCCGCGGACUUUUUUUCAAACUCCUCUCAUCAAUGAGACUUCUAGGAGGAGCGGGAGGCGGCGGCGGCGGCUACAGAGGACGCGGAGGAAGGCGAGGAGGAGCCAGGGGAAGGAGCGUGGGCCGCGCGUCGCAUCGCAGCCGCCCAGAGCUGCUGGCUCCGCGUCCUUAGGGACUGCCGGGGUCCCCCGCCCGCCUUGGUGCCCUCCUCUGCCUGCUCAGCCCCGCCCCGGCGGCCUGAGCCCCGGCACUCAGCAGCCCCGCGCCAGCCAAGUUGGGAUGGGGCCCUGCAACCACUGCCCGGCGCCCGAGAGGCCACCUGCGUGCUAGAGGCAAACUUUUGUCUCCUCGGGUCUACCACCCAAGAGUAUGAGCCGCUGAGAUGGAGACAUCUGUCCCAGCCGCUGCAGUGGAGAAGAAAGGAGCCAAGGGCGGCCUCUUGGAGGACGGCAGCUUCCUGGAUCCGGGGAAAAAGGCUUGUCCUCUGGCCGUGGCCGCAGCAGCGGCAGCUGUAGCUGCCCAAGGAGUUCCUCAGCAGCUCCUGCCGCCUUUCCACGCGCCUUUGCCGAUUGACAUGCGGCACCAGGAGGGACGGUACCAUUACGAUCCUCACUCAGUCCACGGUGUACACGGGCCUCCCACCCUGAGUGGCAGCCCUGUCAUCUCAGAUAUCUCCUUGAUCCGACUUUCUCCACACCCCGCCGGCCCCGGGGAGUCCCCCUUCGGUGCGCACCACCCCUACGUGAACCCCCAUAUGGAGCACUACCUCCGGUCUGUACACAGCAGCCCCACACUCUCAAUGAUCUCUGCAGCCAGGGGCCUCAGCCCUGCUGAUGUGGCCCACGAGCAUCUGAAAGAGAGAGGGCUCUUUGGUCUUGCUGCCCCGGCUGCCAACCCUUCAGACUAUUACCACCAGAUGACCCUCAUGGCAAGCCACCCUACACCUUAUGGGGACCUGCUAAUGCAGAGUGGAGGUGCCGCCAGCGCACCCCAUCUCCAUGACUACCUCAAUCCUGUGGAUGGUGAGUCGCCGAGGGAGCACGGAGGGGAAAUGGUGUGGGGCGAGGGUGACUGGCUGGCUGGCACAAAAAGCAGUCACUCAGUCCCUCUGGAGGCAAGAGACACAAGUGGAAGUCCACACUGCACCCCAACACUGUCGACGCUGCUGCCAUGGGGGCUGAGGCUGGGUGGCCAAGAGCCCUGUGUGUCCGACAGUCAGCGGCACUGUGCUGAUGAACAGCUGGCCAAUCUCAAGGAAGACCUGGACAGGGAUGACUGUAAGCAGGAGGCCGAGGUGGUCAUCUACGAGACCAACUGCCACUGGGCAGACUGUACAAAGGAGUACGACACGCAGGAGCAGCUGGUGCAUCAUAUCAACAACGAGCACAUUCACGGGGAGAAGAAGGAGUUUGUGUGCCGCUGGCAGGCCUGCACGCGGGAGCAGAAGCCCUUCAAGGCGCAGUACAUGCUGGUUGUCCACAUGCGCAGGCACACGGGUGAGAAGCCGCACAAGUGCACGUUCGAGGGUUGCUCCAAGGCCUACUCUCGCCUGGAAAACCUGAAGACACACCUGCGGUCCCACACCGGGGAGAAGCCAUACGUGUGUGAACAUGAGGGCUGCAACAAGGCCUUCUCCAACGCUUCGGACCGCGCCAAACACCAGAACCGCACUCACUCCAAUGAGAAACCCUACAUCUGCAAGAUCCCAGGCUGCACCAAGAGGUACACAGACCCCAGCUCUCUCCGCAAGCAUGUGAAGACGGUCCAUGGGCCAGAUGCCCAUGUCACCAAGAAGCAACGCAAUGAUGUACACCUCCGUGCUCCGCUGCUCAAGGAGAAUGGGGACAAUGAGGCCAGCGCUGAGCCAGGUGGCCGGGGGUCUGAGGACGGUGUGGAGGACAGCAGCACCAGCCACACUGUGGAGGAUUGCCUACACAUCAAAGCCAUCAAGACAGAGAGCUCUGGGCUGUGUCAAUCCAGCCCCGGGGCCCAGUCAUCCUGCAGCAGCGAGCCCUCUCCCCUGGGCAGUGCCCCCAACAAUGACAGUGGCGUGGAGAUGCCGGGGACAGGGCCCGGGAGUCUGGGAGACCUGACAGCACUGGAUGACCCAUCUCCAGGAGCUGACACCUCAGCCUUGGCCGCCCCCUCCACUGGCGGCCUGCAGCUGCGCAAACACAUGACCACCGUGCAUCGCUUUGAGCAGCUGAAGAGAGAAAAACUCAAGUCACUCAAGGAUUCCUGCUCGUGGGCCGGCCCAGCUCCGCACACCCGCAACACCAAGCUGCCUCCCCUCCCAGCAAAUGGUUCUGUUCUGGAAAGCUUCAACGGCACUGGGGGCGGUGGGCCAGCGGGGCUGCUGCCCAGCCAGCGGCUGCCAGAGCUGACCGAGGUAACCAUGCUGAGCCAGCUGCAGGAAAGAAGGGACAGCUCCACCAGCACCGUGAGCUCGGCCUACACCGUGAGCCGCCGCUCCUCUGGCAUCUCCCCGUACUUCUCCAGCCGGCGCUCCAGUGAGGCCUCACCGCUGGGUGCCGGCCGCCCGCACAAUGCCAGCUCAGCAGACUCCUACGACCCCAUCUCCACAGAUGCCUCCCGGCGCUCCAGCGAGGCCAGCCAGUGCAGCGGUGGUGGCCCGGGGCUGCUCAACCUCACGCCUGCGCAGCAGUACAGCCUGCGUGCCAAGUACGCGGCGGCCACCGGCGGACCGCCACCCACCCCGCUGCCCGGCCUGGAGCGCGUAAGCCUUCGCACCCGCCUGGCGCUGCUGGAUGCUCCCGAACGCGCACUGCCCGGCGCCUGCCCACAUCCACUGGGGCCACGCCGGGGCAGCGAUGGGCCUGCCUAUGGCCACAGCCAUGGCUACGUAGGUGCGGCUCCUGCCUUCCCGCACGAGGGGCCAGGCGGCAACAUGCGCAGGGCCAGCGAUCCGGUGCGGCGACCCGACCCCCUCAUUCUGCCUCGAGUGCAGCGUUUCCACAGUACCCAUAACAUGAAUCCGGGUUCCCUGCCACCCUGCACUGAUCGGCGAGGCCUGCACCUACAGGGCCACCCUAGUGUGGAUAGCAGCCUGACCCGCAGCACCUACUCCCCGAGACCCCCUAGCAUCAGCGAGAACGUGAUGAUGGAGGCCAUGGCUGCUGGAGUAGAUGGUACAGGGUUCGAGUCUGACCUGGGGCUGGUGGAAGAUGAGCUGGUGCUGCCGGAUGAUGUGGUACAGUACAUCAAGGCCCACACCAGUGGUACUUUGGAUGACAGCGCCCGGCAGGGGUAUCCUACAGAAAGCACUGGUUUCCCUGAGAACGCUAAACUGCCCAGUCCUGGGCUGCAAGGCCACCGUAGGCUAGCGGCGGCCGACUCCAAUGUGGGCCCUUCUGCUCCUGGACUGGGGGGCUGCCAGGUGAAUUACAGCCCCUCCUCCAACCUCAACAAGAGCAACAUGCCUGUGCAGUGGAAUGAGGUGAGCUCUGGCACCAUGGAUGCCCUGCCCAGUCAGGUGAAGCCACCUCCUUUUCCUCACAGCAACCUGGCUGUGGUUCAGCAGAAGCCAGCCUUUGGCCAGUACUCAGGAUAUAGUCCUCAAGCCCUGCAGGCCAGCUCCGGAGGUCUAGACAGCACCCAGCCACACCCACAGCUUCGUGGCGCCCCCUCUGCACCCAGAGGGAGCUACACGCAUCAGCCUCGGCAGCCGGCCACAGGUGGCCAGUGCCUGAGUGUGAGUGCCGCCAUGAGCCCUCAGGCCAACUACAGCCAAGCCCACGCCCAGCUGAGCCCAAACCUUGUCAGUGGGCCCCUGAGCCAAUUCUCUCCCUCCUGCGGCAACAUGACAGCCAAGCCCAGCCACCUGGGGCUCCCACCACAGAUGGAAGUCGUCCCCAACGCCACCAUGAUGAGUGGCCAUCAGCGGGAGCUUGGGAUUGCCAAUUCAUCCCUGGCUGGGGUGUCACAAGCUCAGGCAGCCCUGAGCUAUCCCCAGCAGGAAGGCUACCAACAGGGUCCCAGCCUUGUCCCAUCCCAUCAGCCUAGUUUCAUGGAGCCCCAGCAGAGCACAGGCUUUGGCCUCAUGCAGCCUCGGCCGCCCCUUGAGCCCAGCACGGCUAGCCGUCACCGUGGAGUACGCGCCGGGCAACAGCAGUUGUAUGCCAGGACCGCGGGCCAAGCCAUGGUCACACCGGCCAACCAAGAGACAGCAGAAGCUAUGCCCAAGGGAACAGCCGGGACCAUGGUCUCCCUGGCUCCUCAGUCUUCUCAGGACACAGGGCGGUCACAGGACCAGAACACGCUCUACUACUAUGGCCAGAUCCACAUGUAUGAACAGAAUGAAGGCUGCCCAGCCAUGCAGCCCCAGCCACCACAACCACAAACAUGCUCCGACAGUGUCCAGCCUCAGCCUCUGCCUUCACCAGGGGUCAACCAGGUGUCCAGCACUGUGGACUCCCAGCUCCUGGAGGCCCCCCAGAUUGACUUUGACGCCAUCAUGGAUGAUGGCGAUCACUCAAGUUUGUUCUCCGGUGCACUGAGCCCCACCCUCCUCCACAAUCUCUCCCAGAAUUCCUCACGCCUCACCACACCCCGGAAUUCCCUGACACUGCCCUCCAUCCCUGCGGGCAUCAGCAACAUGGCUGUGGGGGACAUGAGCUCCAUGCUCACCAGCCUGGCUGAAGAGAACAAGUUUUUAAAUAUGAUGACCUAAAGGCUCCUGGGACGGAGCGGACCUGAGCAACCUCAGCUUCUUGGAACAUCAGAGUCUAACCGCUUCUCUUUGUUGGAAAAAGUGUUAAUCAGGCCUGAGAGGGCUUGGGCAACGGCUGGUUCAGACUCGCAAAUGUUUUAAGAAAAGAUUUAGGGACGCCCUCAUCCCUGUCUGGCCUGUUUUUCGGAACACUCAAAAAGUCUUGUUCAGAAAGCAACUCGUUUACACAAUACUUGCCAGCCUUUGGUGUUUAUGGGACUACUCAGUUCUGGCUUCUUGGCCUCUGUCAUUCUGCUAAUGGGAGAGUACUUUGGCCAAGGAUUUCUAAGUACAUGCCCAAAGAGGGGAGAGGAACCACAUCUGGGUUUGAAUCUGAGAGCACGCUGGAUCCUCUGCUCUGAGAAGGCUUUGCCUCUCUGCCACCUGCAGCGGGAGUGGGUUGCUGCCUCUCCGAGAUUCUUCCGUGAAGCUCGCCAAGGUUGCUUGCCAGAGGAGAAAGGUGCAUCCCCCGGGAUAUUAGGGACUUGUCUCAAUUACUGCUAGCAUCUCCAUCCCCUUAGGCACAGUAGGACCUGCGGAUUUCCGGAGUGGAGAAGAACUAAUAAAACAUGCAUCUCGAGGAAAUAAACUGUGCUACCUGGGGCAAGCCCAGAAACUACCCAGGGGCCUCUCCUGAUCUGUUUACAGUGUUCUGAAGUGUACGGAGGAGCCCCUCCUGGGAAGAACGCUUGUAUCUAAAUUCCUCGGGUUGUUGUGGGCUAGGGAUGGACCAAGGUGAAAGAGGCCUUCCCUGGAAAAAGCAAGUCGCAUGUUUACCCAGUCCUGUUACUCCUGUGCACUACCACCCUCCCGUGGAAAAUUCUAGGGCUCCUCCACACCGUGCUGGGUGGCCAGCUGUCCUCGCCUAACCACCGCAUGCAGGCCCAGUGCUUUCUGAUCCCCUGACCUCUGCCCUCCUCUCCAGGUUAUUCGGCAUGGACCGAUGACAUGCAUGGUGUUUGUGGUCGGGUGGGAGGGUGAGGGACUGAUUCUUGGACUUUGAGGAACUAUGGAAUGAAUUUUCUUGUUCAGUAUGGCCUGGCCCCAAAUAAGAAAGGGCGUGUGGAAAUUGACUCCAAAAAGAACCAGUCCAGAGCAUGCUGCAGGGUGAGCCCACGCCUCCUCCCCACCACACACAUGCGCACACCCCGUCUGAAACGUCUCCCUUUGAAUUUCACAGAAACUUUGCCAAACCAAACCUCGCCACUCAGAGCUUCCUUCUGGGCAUGACUCUGGCUCCAGUGAGGAACUUCUUAGAGCCUGGACCUUCCGGGUCCGAGGACAGCAAACUUCUCUGUUUACAAUCCAGAGACAAGACCAACUCCCAGUGGCAGCUCUGGGCCACGCCCGCGGGUCUGUGGCUCCAGUGGUGUGGCCCACUGCCUGACACAGACCCCCCAACUUCUCAGUCUCUGUCUCUAUCUCUUCUGUGUAUAGCCAUCGCCGUCCCUGAAUACACUGUGGGUGAGUCGUCCAGCCAAAUUUAUAUUGCCAAACAUUUUUAGCUUUUUCUACAUGCUAUAAAUUGAGAUGACAUGCUCAACUUGUAAAUAAGUCUUUUUUGUACAUUAAAAAUAAUUUUUUCAUAAUU